Blastomyces dermatitidis ER-3 is the source of this 1832-nucleotide messenger RNA. RefSeq lists its product as hypothetical. Gene Ontology annotation, cellular component: nucleus; cytoplasm. The transcript is spliced from 8 exons. Bases 459 to 1478 code for a protein of 339 amino acids. Lineage: Eukaryota; Fungi; Ascomycota; Eurotiomycetes; Onygenales; Ajellomycetaceae. The record is from RefSeq and is a predicted model, not a curated record.
GGAACAUCUACAACACUUACACCAUCUACAUACAACCUCCAGUUUACUUGUGUUUGGCCUAAAUUUAUCCCUUCCUGUUUCCGGGCUAGCCGCAGCUCCAAUUUAACCGCGUAUGAAAGUGGGCCAAUCUCUCGAAAUAUGGCCGACUCCCCCGCCGUAUCCAUCCCUCUAGAUCCUCAAGAACAACCUAUCCUAGACCAGCUCCUUGUAAUUCGAGACGCCCUCUUGCUCCUCAAACAAGAUAAAUCGAGGUACAUCAAGUCCCAAGAUGUGCUCCACUAUCAUGACCAGGUCGUCGAACAAGUCCAGAGGCUGAACGCCAUCCGAACGGAACAUACAGUAGAGCAUAGUCGAGUCCUCAUGCCGCAGUUGAUAAUGUGCUUGACGAUUGUUUCCAGCUGAUUUCGUUGCUAUUUCUUACCGUUGGGAGGAACAAUGAAGCCCCCGCAGCAUAUGCCAUGGCUUCAACAAUUAAGCGCCUCCUCGACCAUCUAAGGGAAGCGGCAUUUUAUAGCCAGAAGGACUUGGAUUCGGUCUCGAAAACCUUGGAUACCAUGCAGGAGAACAUUAAUAGAGGAAAAGAGACAUGUUCACCGGAUAUAUUGAAGCUUUUGGAGGUUCGUUUAGAAACAUGUCGGAAACAAUUAGCUGAACUGCAGCAUGAGCUUUCGUUCUUGUCGCCCGAGCUCGCCCCGACUCAUGAGACACUCGUCUCCAUUUUACGUUCUACAUCGGCUGCAAAUACAAGGUCAAAGUUUUCUGCCUCUGAGGUCGCGAGCUUCCGAGAGCAACUCAAAGCUAUACAGGAUUCAAUGAAAGGCGGUAAUUUUGUGGGACCUGAUGGCUCGAUCCCUGAAGGCCAAGAAAUCGUUAAAGCUUUGUUAGAUAGAUGUUGGAAAUGGUCGGAAAUUGUGCUCGAAAGGCAUGGCCAAAUCGACGAACGGUUCAAAGACCCAUAUAUCAAACUUCUGGAGAUUCGCAACCAGCUAGAUCGCCUUGUCAUGACCCAGGCUUGGUCGCUAAGAGAAACAGAUUUAUUUAUGUAUCAGAGAAAGCUUAACAAUAUUGACGAAUCCCGGGUUGAUGGGAAUUUCUUGGAUAGCGAUGGGAAACCGGCCGAUAUUCACGCUCAAAGGACACUUCUUUAUCUGAUUCGAAGGAGCUAUGCCAUAAUAUACGGUUUGCUUAUCUCGUCUGAGCCUGUCUCGGAAGCGCUCCUACCAAUAUAUAACCAACUUCAGACAUUGAGGAAAUGCUUAAUUGAAGUUAAGGAGUCGGGCGGGGUUUCCAAUUCCAGGGAACUCUAUCCAUAUAGUAUGAAGCUCAACUCCAUCGAUAAUAUGAGAGUUGAUGGUAAGUUUUAUGUUGGGAAUGACUUACCCGAAGGUCAAGGGAGUGUCAACGAACUUCUUGCACAAUGUUAUGAUCUCUGCUACGAGCUUAGGGCAGACACGGAAGAGAGUAGAGACAGCAAAUGAGAAGAUAGCAUUAAUUUAUGAACGGUUUCUUUGGUUGGCAUUUAAAUAAUGAUCUUUUUUCCACCUUUCCUAUGAUAUUUCAUACCCGUCUUUCUUUCCUUCUUCAUAUCAGGCUCGCGUUCAGCUUUUCUUUGGCUUUUUUGGGACGAUCUCUCUACUGAGGUUUGUUGAUGGUACAAUUUAACUUUCUCAACCUUGUACAAUGGGAGUUGUAUCAUAAUCUCUGUCUACCAGCUAUCGAAUGCUAUGUAUCUAUUAAUUGAGUGACAGCCACCUUCCGAUGUUAUUCCCCACAAAAUUAGACCCGAAAUCGGCCUUAGUCAGCCGCAGUCAGCCAAUCAGCAUUCUCCUGAA